AUGCUUGCCAGUGAUGCAAUUUUGGAAUUUUUCUUCAUAUCUCAGAUCUGUAUUGGGCUCAUGGGGAACUCGGUCCUCUUCAAGUUAAAAAUGUGCACUUUCAUAACUCGGUCUCACCUGAAAAAGCCCAUUGAUGUCAUAUUCAUACACCUGACUUUGGUCAAUGUCUUGACCAUCAUGUUCAAGUUGAUACCAGAUGUCAUGUCAUCCUUUGGAGUACGACAUUUUCUAGACGACGUUGGUUGUAAAGCAACUUUGUUCACACACAGAGUUACCCGGGGUCUUUCCAUCUGUACCACCGCUCUCCUGAGUGCCUACCAAGCCAUCACCAUCAGUCCUGUUCAUUCUAAGUGGGCGUGGCUUAAAUUGAAACUCUCUACGUGUAUUUACCCCUCUUUCCUUUCCUUCUGGGUCAUCAACAUGCUCAUCUAUAUCCACAUCAUCAAAACAGUAGUAGCCAAUCUCAACUUCACAAUUGUUGGUUCUGGGUAUUCCACACUAUAUUGCCAAACUAACCAGUUGGAACACCACUACUAUUCAAUGGCAUUUUUGAGUGUCAUCUUGAUUCGAGAUCUCCUCUUUGUGAGCCUCAUGGCGUGGUCCAGUCUCUACAUGGUGACCCUUCUCUAUAAACACCGCCGGAGAGCCCCGCAUAUUCACAGCCCCACCCUCUCUCCCCGGCCCUCUCCUGAAAUCCAAGCCACCCACAUUAUUCUUCUCCUAGUCAGCUGCUUUGUCUUCUUUUAUUUCUCAGACAACUUUAUUACCCUUUAUCUGUUUUAUAGACAUGAGAAAAAUUGGAGACUGAAGAGAAUGAAUGGAAUAAUUUCUUCCUGCUAUCCAAUGAUCUGCCCUUUUGUGCUGAUGAAAAAUGAUAAAAUUGUUUCCAAAUGUAUUUCUUCCAUUUCAAAGAUGAGAAUGACCUUGUCUCGAAGAACAGUGAAGAGAUGA
Bubalus bubalis (water buffalo) is the source of this 951-nucleotide messenger RNA. Its product is annotated as vomeronasal type-1 receptor 4-like. NCBI's taxonomy places the organism in Eukaryota, Metazoa, Chordata, Mammalia, Artiodactyla, Bovidae. Gene Ontology annotation, cellular component: membrane. Gene Ontology annotation, biological process: G protein-coupled receptor signaling pathway. The coding region runs from base 1 to 951 and encodes 316 amino acids. The record is from RefSeq and is a predicted model, not a curated record. Gene Ontology annotation, molecular function: pheromone receptor activity. The transcript has a single exon.